Messenger RNA from Filobasidium floriforme, 1317 nucleotides. RefSeq lists its product as uncharacterized. The transcript is spliced from 3 exons. Gene Ontology annotation, cellular component: centrosome; Rad51B-Rad51C-Rad51D-XRCC2 complex; replication fork. The record is from RefSeq and is a predicted model, not a curated record. Bases 1 to 1317 code for a protein of 438 amino acids. Lineage: Eukaryota; Fungi; Basidiomycota; Tremellomycetes; Filobasidiales; Filobasidiaceae. Gene Ontology annotation, biological process: double-strand break repair via homologous recombination; DNA strand invasion. Gene Ontology annotation, molecular function: four-way junction DNA binding.
AUGUCGCGCUCGGUAAAGGAAAUCCUGGACGGCGUUCAGUCGACCACGGGAAGAGAGUUGUUGGAUGCUGUUCGAUAUGAGACGUUCCCACCCGGACCUACCUUCGUUCACAAGCUCGAUGUCUACCUCGACUCCAUCCGCAACCAGCCAAAUGCCGCUGAAUCGAUACCUCAACCACCCGAAGAAGAGGAACCUCAGCUCCAUGGCUCAUCUCUUCAGCGAGGAGAUCUCGUCGAGGUUCAAGGCCCUUCGGGAAGCGGAAAGACGUCGCUGGCAAUGUUCUUGACCAUGAUCACCAUCCUGCCCGAGACGUACGAGACCGGGCAUACGAGAGGAGAGAUAGGAGGAAAGAUCAGGGUAGAAAUUGGGGGGAAGGGUCAACGGGCGGCCUUGUUGGCGUAUGGUGGUAGCGGUUUGGUGCGGACGCUCAGGACGCUCGAAGUCGGGAUCAGGGCGCACCUCGACAAGUGUUUCGCCGCGGCAGGGAUGAAGUCGACGCAAGGUCAAGAAAGGGAACAAACGGUUCUAACCAUCACGCGCGAUGCUAUGGCAAGACUCGCCGUCUUCAAGAUCCCUCCAGCCGCCGAGGGGCUCGAGCUGACGUCGACGUCGUCGCCUUGGUCAGGCCUAUGUACGGCUCUCGAAUACCUCAUGUUCUACGCCAAUAAACGAGCGGAAGGCGAAAUCUCGCUCGUCGUCAUUGACGGAGUCGGCGAUCCCUACUGGCAAGCGAGGUGGUACAAGGAGCAACGGAGGACGACGUCUAAAUCGUUUCAUCCCGCAACGCUCGGCGGCGGGAUCAUCAGCUCGUCCGACCUCGGUAUGGACAACGUCAUGGAGAACCUGACGAGGUUGAGAAAAGACCUCGGAUGCGUCGUUGUUGUGACCAAUCAGAGCCUCUGGAAGCCCAACCACCCUCAAACGGGUAAACCCGAUCCAGCCUCUUCCUUUUGGGCUCAACACCUGCCCGCACCCUACCCGUCUCCCUUCCAGUCCCGUUCGGAACAAAACCCAGAUGGUGCCAACCCUGUCCUCAGGUCCAGCUCGACGCGUUACUGGCCGCUGAACGUACACAUCACCUUGUCCGCCCCGAACACCUCGUUGCGCCAGUUUCGACCGGACAUUACGCUCGCAGAAACGUGGAAACAGGGUGGGGAGGGGUAUAAGCGAGAGAUGGCGAGAAGGGAAGCUUGUUGGACAGGGUUGGUGAGGUGUUCGGGAGGAGCAAAGAGGUCGCCCGCCGGCGAGGUAGAGCGGUAUGGGGAAUUUGAAAUGUCGAUCGGGGAGGAUGGGAUAGUAGGGUUUGAUAGCGCAUGA